AAAAAAAAUAAAAAAAUUCGUUGUUAUCUUAUCGUCAUUAUUUCUUUUGCGAUUUGUAUGGUGUUGGCAACAAAAAAUGCGAAAAUGUCGUCGACUAGUUUAUUUGUUGGUGUAUGAAUCGAAGCCAAAUUGUUAUUACAUACAUAUACAUACACCUACACGUACGCAGGUGUUGUUUUCUUCUAAUGAAGUGCUUUUUUGAGUGAUUUUGUUUGUUAUGUGUUGUCAAUCUAACGCCAAAGGAAUUUUUAUUGCGAUAUGGACAAUCAUACAAACAAGUUUUCACAUCGUAUUCGUCUUGGGAGGAUAUUACAUCUGCCAAUUUAAACCCGCUCAUUAUUUGGUAUUCGUCUUGUACAUCACGUAUUUUUACGAUUACGAUAAAUGCGGUUCGCUGUCGGUAUCACCGGAAAACUAUUCGUUUCCGAAAACGUUAAAAGGUGAAUCGAAACUAGCAGAUCUUCGAAGAAAUUCAACGGAAAACGAAGACGAUUUGUAUAAGAUAAUAGAUACGAUUAUGGAACAAGCGAAUUUUCCGAGACAAACUUACCCUUAUUUCAGGACGCGAACGUACAUUUUCUUGUAUGCCGUACACGAUUGUUGUUGGAUAAUGAGUUCUUUUUUACUUUUCGUCGGGAUAUGUUUUCAAGUGAAAAAAUGUCUUUCGGUUCUUUUCUACGGACCGUGGUUGUUGAGUUGCGGCAUCGGUUUAUUAUUAGACGUCGUAGCUGCUGUACAUUUCGGUUUGGACAUGCUUUAUAUCCACAAUUACACUUCUUGGUUGAAUUUUAUCGGCGUAGAAAACUACAAGGAUUUCAGGAAAUUCGAUAAUUAUUACAGUUCAAAUUUCGUACCGUUCGCCAGUUCUGUAAUAAUGGUGGCAUUUUUCUCCCGAUUAUUAGCGUUUUGGGCGUUGAAUAUCGUCACUUUCUUUUCGAUCAAUAGUCAUUUCGUGAUGGCGUACGUCGAUUCCGAUUCCAGCUCUAAGCAAUCGUCGAAUAGACGUACGAAAAACGCGAUCGAUUCAUCGGAAUUGAGAAUUAGAAAUUGGCAAAUGUUUUACGGUACCGUAGAUACGAGUUCGAGGGACAGUUCUAUACAUUCCGAUAAAGAUUACGAUUCUUCCAAAGGGGGUAUUUCGUUGAUGAUGUCUGCUACUAGAAGGAAACAUUCAGAUAAUAAUAGCCCACGACCUGUGGCAGGAAAUAGCACCACUCGGUAUAGCAUCGAUUCCAAUAUUGAAUAUUUAUCGGGGACUAAUAGCAGCCCGAAUGUAACUUCUAGUUAUAUAAGAUUUCCGGAUGUGGUGGAUAGUAUGGAUAAUAAAUCGAGGAAAUACAGUAGUGACUCGAUAAGACGCGAAGUUCCGUGGUCCUAUUUGAGAUAUAACGAAAAAUUUGCUACUUACGGUGAAUCUUCAAAGACUGAUUCAAAGGAAAAGGAAGUACGAAUUUUCAACGAAAUAACUGGAAGUCAAUUCUUUUGAUAUAUCUGCGUUUCAACAAAAGAUGAAUCGUAAACUUAUUUAUUUGAUGUAGUUUUUAUAUAUAUAUAUAUUUUUUUUUUAUUAAAAAAAAUGUACUUUUAUCUGUCGUGUAUUACUAAAAUUCGUUUUAAUCAAA
Diorhabda carinulata is the source of this 1622-nucleotide messenger RNA. RefSeq lists its product as uncharacterized. NCBI's taxonomy places the organism in Eukaryota, Metazoa, Arthropoda, Insecta, Coleoptera, Chrysomelidae. The record is from RefSeq and is a predicted model, not a curated record. The transcript is spliced from 8 exons. The coding region runs from base 218 to 1486 and encodes 422 amino acids.